Molecule: messenger RNA, 1898 nt
Organism: Antrostomus carolinensis (chuck-will's-widow)
Lineage: Eukaryota; Metazoa; Chordata; Aves; Caprimulgiformes; Caprimulgidae
Gene: FSTL5
Product: follistatin like 5
Exons: 7
Biological process (GO): cell differentiation; regulation of BMP signaling pathway; multicellular organism development
Cellular component (GO): extracellular region
Molecular function (GO): protein binding
Source: RefSeq, a predicted model, not a curated record
UUUUUCCUCUCUUUUCAGCAAAUGGCAGUGAGGUUCACAUUAGCAAUGUGCGCUAUGAAGAUACAGGAGCAUAUACUUGUAUUGCAAAGAAUGAGGCAGGGGUGGAUGAAGACAUUUCUUCUCUUUUUGUAGAAGAUUCUGCCCGAAAGACCCUUGCAAACAUAUUGUGGCGAGAGCAAGGUCUGGGAAUUGGGAACAUGUUUUAUGUUUUUUAUGAAGAUGGCAUCAAAGUAAUACAACCAGUGGAAUGUGAAUUUCAGAGACAUAUUAAGCCUAGUGAAAAACUCCUCGGUUUUCAGGAUGAAGUUUGUCCCAAAGCGGAUGGAGAGCCUGUUCAGCGGUGUAUAUGGGCAACUGCUGUUAAUGUAAAAGACAAAUUCAUUUAUGUGACUCAGCCCACACUUGACAGAGUUCUUAUUGUUGAUGUACAGUCUCAGAAAGUUGUACAGGCUGUAAGUACAGAUCCUGUUCCAGUGAAACUACACUAUGAUAAAUCACAUGAUCAAGUCUGGGUGCUGAGCUGGGGAAACAUGGAAAAGAAUUCACCAACUUUGCAGGUGAUAACACAAGCCAGUGGGAGUGUUUCUCAUCACACAAUUCAUACUCAACCAGUGGGAAAGCAAUUUGACAAAGUAGAUGACUUUUUCAUUCCGGCUACCACCCUCAUAAUUACCCAUAUAAGGUUUGGAUUUGUUCUUCAUAAGGAUGAGCCUGUGCUCCAGAAAAUUGAUCUAGAAACUAUGUCGUACAUCAAGACAAUUAGUUUAAAGGAUUAUAAUUGCAUUCCUCAGUCUCUGGCUUAUACACAUCUUGGAGGAUAUUUUUUUGUCUGCUGUAAGCCUGAUACCACUGGGGCUGUCCUACCGCAGCUUAUAGUGGAUAGUGUUACUGAUUCUGUGAUUGGAUACAAUGGCAACGUAACAGGCACACCUCACAUCUCUCCAGAUGGACACUACCUUGUCAGCAUUGAUGAUGCAAAAGGUCUCAUGAGGAUCCAGUCCAUAACAACAAGAGGAGAAAUACAAUAUGCAUUUGACAUUCACACUAAUUUGCACAUAUCUGAUGUAGCUUUUCAGCCAUCAUUCACUGAAGCUCAUCAAUACAACGUCUACUGUAGCUCCAGCACACAAACUGAUGUUCUCUUCGUGGAGCUUUCCUCUGGCAAGGUUAAGAUGGUGAAGAGUCUGAAGGAGCCUGUCAGGGCAGGCGAAUGGCCUUGGAACAGUAAGAACCGUCUUAUAAAAGACAGCGGCCUUUUUGGUCAGUAUCUCAUGACCCCUUCCAAGGAUUCUCUGUUUAUCCUGGAUGGACGGCUCAAUAAGUUAAAUUGUGAAAUCACUGAAGUUGAGAGAGGCAACACAGUAAUUUGGGUUGGAGAAGCAUAAGGAUCUGUGUUAGAUAUUUACCGAAUUAAUAGUUUUACAGUACAUUGCAUUUAAAUUACACCAUUCUUCAGAUUUACAGAAUUUUAAUUUAAAAUUGUUAGGCCUUUGAAUUGUUAGACAUCCUUAUUUCUUUUGACUUGAACACAAUUUGAAUCAACUUCCACAUAAAAGUUACUAAAAUAACCGCUAUUUGAUGAUGGUACUCCUUAUUAAUUAUCAGCUGAGAUUGUGUUGGUUGACUGAAAUUGCUAAAUAUUGAAAUUGAUGAUAAAUAUCAUACAUUAUUUUAAAAGAAGUAGGGAAAAAAGAAACAAAAAGCAAAAUACUAAAUUCAGGGAGUUUAAUGUGAUACUUUGGAUUUCUAAAUGGAAGACAUAAAUAUGAUUCAGAUUUUGGUUUGAUUUCCUUCAGACAAAAAAUAAGAGCUGUUGUACAAACUCUGACUCUUUAAAUUGAAAUGUUAUGUCCUGUUCUGUCCAGCCCACAGUUUAAUCUUUUUGUGCCUUGAAGCGA